Molecule: messenger RNA, 441 nt
Organism: Microdochium trichocladiopsis
Lineage: Eukaryota; Fungi; Ascomycota; Sordariomycetes; Xylariales; Microdochiaceae
Exons: 1
Coding region: 1-441 (146 amino acids)
Source: RefSeq, a predicted model, not a curated record
AUGAAGGCCUCCAUCGCCACGACUACUGUCGCGGCAAUGCUGCUGCCCACACUCGUCGCCGGCGCCGCCAUUGACCUCGGAUCCCGAGAACCCUCGGGCGUCGACCCGUCCUAUGUCUGGGCCUCAACCAGCGGAGAUGAGGAGAAGAAGAAGCGCUCCGGCGUUGACCCGUCUUAUGUAUGGGCCUCCACCAGUGGCGAUGAGGAAAAGAGAAAGCGCUCCGGAGUUGAUCCAUCUUACGUCUGGGCAUCUACUAGCGGUGACGAAGAGAAGAAGAAGCGCUCGGGUGUCAAUCCAGCUUACGUUUGGGCCUCCACCAGUGGAGAUGAGGAGAAGGAAAAGCGCUCUGGCGUGGACCCAUCAUAUGUGUGGGCAUCGACUAGUGGCGACGAGGAGAAGCGCGACACCUCGGGCGUCAGCCCUGCCUAUAUUAUAGUGUAG